AAAAACAAAAUCUGAUAUUCUGGAAAAGGUAGCUGAAGAGAUAUUCAAGUACAAGGCCUACCCAACAGAUUCUGACUUCAGUGACGUUGCCGAAGCACUAAUCAAGAAGCAUCCAUGCCUCUCUGAACCUGGUUCAUACAACGGUUGUUACGGGUGGAAGCAGCGGUUGAAGACCAAAAUGGGCAACUACCGAACUCAGCUAAAGGGCAUUGGGUGUUCUGAAUUACUUGCAAAUUCACUUAAGUCCAAAGCUCCAGAGGAUGCAUUGCCAGCAAAAAAAGUAAAGAGACCUAAGCGAGGAGAAGCCAACCACAUACCUGACAUUCCAACUGGAGAGACCCCAGACAAGUUGGAAAACGAGAGACUGUUACUUCUAAGUGAGGUGAUGAAACGAAACAACCGUGCACUGAUAAAGGACAAAAUGGCCAAGACUUUUUCACUGCGGAGACAUGAAAUUGUGGAGAAGGAAUUAGGAGUGGAGGACUUAAAAGUCAGAUGGCCCGCAUUGUUCUCAAUGGAUGAGAUCAAUGCUGAAUUCAUGAGGAUUACAACUGUUCCCCUUCAACCGCGGUUCCUGGCUUCCUUGGACAAGCACCACAGCAAGAUGAUUGAUAUCAUCAGAAACAAGGGAGGAGCUGUCAGAGAGAAGACCCGGAACAUACUGAGAGUUUUGGAUCAGAGUCUUGAGGUAAAUGUAAAGAGAGAGUGCCUGCUGAAGUCUCUUAUUGUGUACCUUGGGGAGGAUGUGGACAAACUUAUCAAGGAGUAUCUGGUUGCUCAGAAGGACCAAGCUGAAACGGAGCUCGAGAGGUGUACAAUGGCAGUGUUUGUUAUAAGGGAGGAGGAGGAUCCUCUCCAGCCACCACAGGAUGUUGGGGUUGUAAUAGAAGGUGUGGAAGUCCUUAACAAGCUGCCAUCAGUUACGCAUGCAUGUGCCAUGCUAUUUGGCCUCAUCUACACUCUAAACUUGAGCUAUCCAGGUGAGCUCAAAUACACUUUUGAUGCGCUGCAGAAAAUCUUCAUGGAGAUUGAACCAAAGACAAUGAGACGCAGAGUGUGCAGUCUGAGUGUCAAGCUCUAAAGAAUGGAUUAUUCAAAGAAACAGACAUUUGGAUACAGCAUGUUUUUGUUCUGUGUUCUAGCUUGUAUUCACAAACCUUGCAGGAGAAUAAAAGGGGUCAUUGUUAAAUGUAAAUAA
Sander lucioperca (pikeperch) is the source of this 1198-nucleotide messenger RNA. RefSeq lists its product as uncharacterized. The record is from RefSeq and is a predicted model, not a curated record. NCBI's taxonomy places the organism in Eukaryota, Metazoa, Chordata, Actinopteri, Perciformes, Percidae. The transcript has 4 exons. The coding region runs from base 179 to 1081 and encodes 300 amino acids.